Molecule: messenger RNA, 1686 nt
Organism: Penicillium cinerascens
Lineage: Eukaryota; Fungi; Ascomycota; Eurotiomycetes; Eurotiales; Aspergillaceae
Product: MDR family MFS transporter
Exons: 3
Coding region: 1-1686 (561 amino acids)
Biological process (GO): transmembrane transport
Molecular function (GO): transmembrane transporter activity
Source: RefSeq, a predicted model, not a curated record
AUGGCGGAUCCACGACAAUGUAUAGAACCAGAAAUAUCACCUUCGGAAAAGCCCACCGAAGUCAGCCCAUCAAAAAAGGAACCCCAGGAAAAGGCUCAAGCCGAAGAGGGUUCUAUUACCGGACUACGGCUUGCAUUGAUCCUGGUCGCACUCAUUAGUGCCAUGUUUCUCGUUGCACUGGAUCGCACAAUCAUUGCCACGGCUGUACCUAGAAUUUCCGACCAAUUUCAUGCUAUCGACGAUAUUAGCUGGUACGCCAGUGCCUACCUGUUGACCAGCUGCGCAACCCAGCUCAUCUGGGGCCGUAUCUACACCUUCUACUCGACCAAACUGUUAUUUUUGGCAGCAGUCGUGGUCUUUGAAGUUGGCUCUGCAGUUUGCGGCGCUGCACCCAGCUCCACGGCCUUUAUCAUUGGGCGGGCUAUUGCUGGAAUUGGCUCAGCGGGCAUCUUCAAUGGAUCAACUGUCAUCAUUUCGCAGAUGGUACCUCUGCACAAACGCCCCAUGUAUGUUGGCCUUAUGGGCUCCACAUUCGGGAUCUCAUCUAUCGUCGGUCCUUUGCUGGGAGGUGCAUUUACAGAUCGAGUGACUUGGCGCUGGUGCUUCUAUAUCAAUCUUCCAAUCGGGGGUGUCACUCUUCUCAUCGUUGCCUUCUUUCUUAAUUCACCACCUCAUUCUAACACAGCAACGUUAAAGCGCCAAUUGAUCCGACUCGAUCCCUUGGGUACAGUCCUGUUUAUGCCAGGGGUGAUUUGUCUGCUGCUGGCACUCCAGUGGGGUGGCACCGCCUACAGUUGGGACGAUGGUCGCAUUAUUUUAUUGUUUGUUUUGGCAGGCGUCCUGCUUAUCGCUUUCGGCGUCGUUCAAGUUUGGCGAAAAGAAGACGCGACGAUUCCACCACGGACCAUCAAGCAGCGUAGUGUUGCAUUUGGUGCAGCUUACACAUUCUUUGUCUCCGGGGCCAUGAUAUCGAUUCUCUAUACACUGCCACUGUGGUUCCAAGGAGUCAAGGGUACCAGUGCAGUGCAGUCAGGGAUAGACAAUAUUCCAAUGGUGUUGUCACUGGUUGUUGCCAGCAUUCUAUCUGGAGUAAUCAUAUCGCGCACGGGACACUAUGUUCCAUUCAUGUUUGUCGCGACCGUGCUGAUGGCUACGGGAUCGGGCCUGAUCACCACUUUUCAAGUUGACACGGGCCACUCAGCGUGGAUCGGAUACCAGGUUCUCUUUGGAUUGGGGCUGGGAUCGGGUAUGCAGCAGCCGACCAUGGCUGCACAAACCGUGCUCGACAAGACCGAUGUCUCGAUUAGUGUUGCUCUGAUAUUCUUUUUCCAAUCUAUGGGGGGUGCUGUCUGGGUCGCCGUCAGCCAAAAUCUCUAUAUCAAUCAUUUGGCCCAAGCCCUGCCCGGAAUCUCUGGCAUUGACCCAAGUGCAAUCCUCAAAGCUGGUGCAACGGGUCUGGCAGACAUGGUCCCCGAAGGCAAGAUUGGCCCUGUGUUAGUGAUCUAUAACUCGGCACUUCACCGGGCUUUCAUUUUGCCAGUAGCGCUAUCCUGCGUGACGAUCUUGCCAGCGCUAGGGAUGGAGUGGCGCAAUGUCAAAAAGGCGAGUGCGAUGAGAGAAAAAGAGAGUUUCAGGAGUCAGGAUGAGCCAGAAGAUCCACGUGGGAGUCGCGACUCGAGAUGUUGA